Molecule: messenger RNA, 876 nt
Organism: Laetiporus sulphureus 93-53
Lineage: Eukaryota; Fungi; Basidiomycota; Agaricomycetes; Polyporales; Laetiporaceae
Product: glycosyltransferase family 2 protein
Exons: 3
Coding region: 1-876 (291 amino acids)
Biological process (GO): GPI anchor biosynthetic process; protein O-linked glycosylation via mannose
Cellular component (GO): endoplasmic reticulum membrane
Molecular function (GO): dolichyl-phosphate beta-D-mannosyltransferase activity
Source: RefSeq, a predicted model, not a curated record
AUGUCACCGACGGCUCAAUACUCCAUCAUCGUGCCCGCCUAUAAAGAGGCGGGCAACCUUCGCCCACUCGUCACCCGCAUCUUCGCCGCCCUGAACCGCGUCGACUCGCCCGUGUCAGGACAGCUCGUCGAGGUGAUCAUCGUCGACGACAACUCGCGCGACGGCUCGGUCGAGGUCGUCCAGGCGCUGCAGCAGGAAGGUUACAACGUGCGCAUCAUCGUGCGCACGACCGAGCGCGGCCUCAGCAGUGCCGUCGUGCGCGGAUUCCAGGAGGCGCAGGGAGACAACCUGCUAUGCAUGGAUGCGGAUUUGCAGCACCCACCAGAAUUUGUGCCGCAGAUGCUUGCUGCGCUCUCACCUAUGAGACAGUUCGUAUUAGGUACACGAUACGGUGGAAACGCUGGUGCCGUGGACGAGGGCUGGCCCUUGUACCGCCGUGUCAUCUCUGGCGGGGCACGCAUGCUCGCGCUGCCAUUGACAUCCGCAAGCGACCCCAUGUCCGGAUUCUUCGGUAUACGCAAAGAAGCGUUCCUCAAGGCUCGCAGUCUCAACUCGCAGGGCUUCAAAAUCGCGCUCGACCUGCUCGUCAAGGCGCAGAUCCCAUCGCACGCGAUCGCCGAAGUGCCUUUCUCAUUCGGCUUGCGCACUGCUGGCGAGAGCAAGCUCACUGGCAAGGUCAUGGUGCGCUAUCUCGAGCAGCUGCUUGAACUCUAUUGGUACAAGUAUCACGGCCUCUUCGGCUUCGUCGUCUUCUUGUUCUUCGUAUUGUGCGUGCUGCUCUACAUAUGGUAUUAUAAUGGCGCCAGCAUGGAGAUGAAGAAGGGAACAGUCAUGACGGCGCGGUCGGGGGAACACAUUAAGGGUCGAUGGUCAUGA